AAUUCCCACCAUCAUCACGUGUUCUGCGAUCGUCAUCAGAAAAAUCGCGCAUGCGCAGUAAACCUAUCCCAUCUAACAUCACUGAUCGAUAAUCGCAGUAGUAUGUGUGUAUGUACAAACAGUGGAGCCCGUGACAAUCCUGACUGCACUCGGCUGCCCGUACGGGCGACCCUGCUGAGCAUUCUUGGAUUAGAACAAUUAAAACUCAACUUAAAGAUAUACAAAUAUCUUCAGAUAAAAUAAUUAUACCAAAUGGAGAAGGUCAAGAAGAGACUAGAGUUGCUUCAUAGCAAUCAAUCUCAGAACAUACUGCGAAACUUAAUGCUCAGAGAUUUUGGAUUUUGUACAUUACAUAAAAGUGGCACCCGUGAAUUAGAAUCAAUAGCUGAAAGGAAUCUAGUUUUAAAAGAUCACAAGGAAUUGCAAUGUGACCUACCUGGAGUUCCUAGAACAACGUUUAUGAUAGUUUUUAGUCCUGAUGGAACUAAGAUGGCAUCAACUCAUGGUAAUCAUAAUGUCUAUAUCAAUGAAAUUGCAACUGGAAAAAAUAUUAAAACUCUUAGCGGUCAUCCACGUACUCCAUGGUGCAUAGCAUUUCAUCCUUCUUCUAGUCACAUACUAGCUUCUGGUUGCCUUGGUGGACAAGUUCGUGUUUGGAAUUUAAAUGGUGGUUGUAAAGUUUGGAAUUCAGAAAAUCUAACAUGCAUAUCAUCCCUUACUUUUCAUCCAUCUGCAAAAUUACUCGUUAUAGCGACGCAUAAUGAAAUACAUUUUUGGGAUUGGAGUCAAUCCACGCCAUUUGCAGUAGUAACUACUAACAGGGAAAAAGUAAGAUAUGUAUCUUUUGACAAUUUAGGGGGAAAAUUAAUAACUGCUAUUGAAAACAUUUCACGAAUUGAUCGUUUAAGAAGACAUUAUGAUGGAAAUAUAUCAAGACCUACCUGGCAUUCGGUAAACUUAAAUAUAUUACGCUCGAUUCGUAGUUGUCGGUUACGUAGAUAUUACCGUCGUUGUCAGAUAUUAAAUAAUUAUGAGAUAAGAACUGUUCGGAAUUCGAAUAAUCAUGAAAUGGUUCAGUGCUGUAGAACCAUUCCCACAGAGCGUUUAAGAACUAAUUCGUCAACGAACAAUCCACUACUCGAUACUGUAACUGUUGAGAGCUAUAAUAAAGAUUUUAUAUCACGAAAUACAACGUUUAAUCAAAAUGAUAAUGUCACUUUUCAACUGCACACUACUGAUGAUGGUCGAACGAAUAAUUAUGAAAACAUAGAUGAAAGAAAUUCCAAUUCAAACACAGAAACUAACAGUACUGUGUUGAAAUAUGAUAUUAAUAAUGAAACUAUAAACAGUAAAUUAUUAGAUACUAAAGAAAUUGACAAUAUUUUAAAUAGCGAUAGUUUAGACCAACUAGAAAGGAAAGGAGAAGAGAAGCGUAUAAAUCCAGAAGCGUUAUCUAUUCAAAGUUCGGUUCGUGCAUUUGUUUCUACAGAGAAAAAAGACAACGACGAAGAGACCACAGAAUUAAAUGUUAAUUAUAACGAUACUCCAUUGAAAUCUAUUUCAAGUAUCUCUUUAAAUUCUACAAAUGAAACGGUUAACAAUUUUCAAGUACUUUUAGGAACUGAUCAAAAGGAAGAUAGUAAUACUGAUGAUAAAAAAUUUUACAGUCAGUGUCAACCGUCAACGUCAAAAGGAUUUACAAGUUUAACAAAUAAUUGUAAUGGAAACUUUAUGAAAUCAGUCAUUACUAAUGGUAGCGAGAGCAAAGAAAAUGUGAAACUUACUACUCAGUUGCAAAGAAAUAAGUUGUUACAACAAUUAUGUGAGAGUUUAUUGGAAAAUAUACGGCAAUCUAUUGGAAGCAGUAAUGUUGAUUCCAUGUUAUCAGUUCGGAAUAAUUCUGAUAGAAACUCAACUUUUCCUGCAACAGCAGAUGGAGUAGAUAGAGUUGAAUCAUGCUUGCCUAAUAUUUUAAAUUUCAUCGACAAAGUAUCUAAUAAUUCUGCGCCAAGAACAUCUCAGAUAUUAAAUGCAAGGAAAAAAUAUUAUUCGACCCACGAUGAAACGAAUAGUAAUGGUUUAUUUACCAAUACAACAAAUUCCUCUUGUUCUUGCUUACAUCAUUCGGAAAUCUCUGAAUCUAGAACGGGGAUUCCACACUCCCAUUACUUUGAAUGUAUCAAUAAUUCCAGGCCAAGGAUAACAGCAACUCGCAGAUAUAAUGAUAAUACUGAUUUUAAUGGACCGACUCAGAAGUUUCAGAGUUACCGUGUACAAGCAUGGGAUUUUUCUAACGGAGAAAUGCCUGACAUUACAAACUCUGAAAAAAAUAUUGUUGUUCGUGACUGCCAUAUUUUUAACGAUAGCAGUAUAGAUAUCUCUUCGGAUGGAAAACUAUUAGCAGCAUAUUGUAAUACUACGAUAGGAAUCUACAGUUUGCAAUGGGAAACAUUAGGUGAAAGAAUGUAUUCAACUGAAAGAUAUAAAUCUUCAAUUUCUGUAUCAAUUUCACCGACGCAACAACACCUUUUAGUUGGUUCAACAAAAUCUAUCGGUAUUUAUAAGCUUGUAAACGAAGAAUCUGAAAACCAGACGGAAGUACCAUUAGAUAUAAACGAUAUAAAUUAUCGUAAUUUAUGUGAUUGGAAGCCAUACAGUAUUCUUUGGCCUCUUCCUCUCAGGUAUUUAAAUAUUAGUGAUUUAAAUAUAAAAUAUUUAACUAAAAAAGGUAGUAUGGUACUUGUUAGGGAGUUACUACAAAAUGAUCAAGAAGUUGAUAGAUAUAAGGCUAUAAACUGCAUCGGAUGGGCACCGCAACCUGGACAAGGAUUAGUUUAUGCCACAAACACUGGACAAUUAAAUAUUCUUUAUUAAUGCAUUUAUAAUAUUACGAUACUAAAACAAACAUUCAGUUCCAGUACCGAUAUAAUUGUUUUAUUAAACAAAAUUACGUAUGGAAGGAAGUUUAUUAAUAAUUCUGAACUUUCAUAAAUUUGUAAAGUAUAACAUAGAGUAUGCAGAAAAUUGAUGAAUUCAUAUUUUACUAUUACAUAUAAUUUAAGCAAUUAAAUUACUUGAAAAUGAU
Osmia bicornis bicornis is the source of this 3085-nucleotide messenger RNA. RefSeq names its product activating molecule in BECN1-regulated autophagy protein 1-like. The record is from RefSeq and is a predicted model, not a curated record. Gene Ontology annotation, biological process: autophagy. The transcript is spliced from 10 exons. Lineage: Eukaryota; Metazoa; Arthropoda; Insecta; Hymenoptera; Megachilidae. Gene Ontology annotation, molecular function: protein binding. Bases 253 to 2874 code for a protein of 873 amino acids. Gene Ontology annotation, cellular component: intracellular membrane-bounded organelle.